AUGCCUUCAGUCGCAACUACCGUUUCCACCCUGCUCGGCGCUGUCCAUCUGGUGGCAGGGGCGGCCUACACUUUGACUGAUAACUACAACCAAGCCAACUUCUUCGACUCGUUCGAGUUCUUCUCCGAGGCAGACCCCACCAAGGGCUUCGUCCAGUACCAGGACAGGGUCAACGCUGCCUCCCAGGGACUGGCGGGCUUCCACCAGGACAUGAUCUACGUCGGCAGCGACCACAAGACCGCCAACCCCGCCAAUGGCCGCGCCAGUACGCGCCUUAACAGCAAGAAGACGUACACCCAGAUGCUACUUGUCGCCGAUGUCGUGCACAUGCCAGUUGGAUGCGGCACAUGGCCCGCUCUGUGGACGUACAACGAGGCCUGGCCGUACAAGGGCGAGAUUGACAUCAUUGAGGGUGCCAACAGCCAGCAGUCCAACCAGGUGACCCUUCAUACUGGGCCUACGUGCACCAUGACCCAGGGCGAAACGGUUGAUGGCACGGAGUUGACCAGCGGAAACUGCAACGACGGCAGUGGCGGGCUUGGUUGCCCCCAGACCACCAACAGCACCAAGAACUUUGGCAAAGGCCUGAACGCAAACGGUGGUGGUGUUUAUGCAAUGGAGUGGACUAGCGACGCCAUUUCAGUCUGGUUCUUCCCCAGGAACAGCACAAUGCAGAACAAGAUCUCGUCUUCAAACACAACAGUCGACUCUUCUACAUUCGGCACUCCCCUGGCCAGCUUCGUGGGAGGAAGUACCUGCGACAUCGACAACAACUUCAAGGAGCACUGGAUCACCAUCAACACAGAUUUCUGUGGUCAAUGGGCCGGUGCCACCUGGGCCAACGAUGCCGAGUGUUCUGCAAAGGCACCCACCUGCGAGGAAUACGCAGCUCAGGACCCCAAUGCCUUUGUAGACGCAUACUGGCUCUUCAAGUCGAUCAAGGUCUACAGCAAGUCUGACGGUGCAGCGGCUGCCACGAGCGCCCCCGUGAAGAGGGGCAUGCGUUUCAUGCCACGCGAUUACCAAGCCUAA
Molecule: messenger RNA, 1032 nt
Organism: Diaporthe citri
Lineage: Eukaryota; Fungi; Ascomycota; Sordariomycetes; Diaporthales; Diaporthaceae
Exons: 4
Coding region: 1-1032 (343 amino acids)
Biological process (GO): glucan catabolic process
Molecular function (GO): hydrolase activity, hydrolyzing O-glycosyl compounds
Source: RefSeq, a predicted model, not a curated record